CAAGAGUGCUCCAACUUGUCUAGCUUCUCUUCUCACAAUCACCGCGUGGAUGUGUCAUUGUUUCUAACACUUCGGAGGUUCAUGCCUGCUGAAGCGCAUCGAGGAGAUCUCCAGAGUGCCAAGAGCGUGCCAAGAUACAACUUUUACCCUUCCCUCUACACAACACCUCCACCUCCUCAUUCCCAACGGAUGGCACCGCUGACACUCUCCGCAGCCAAGUCUGUGGGCCACAUGACGGUGCAAGCCACACCUCCACGCCAUGGUCAUGAACCCUCAAAGCAUAUAAAUGAGGGAAGAAAAGGAGAAGAGGAAUCACAAGCUGACCAGACAUGAUAAAGAUGGAGCUCUCCAGGAUUCACUUGUUGCUUGGAGCCGUAGGGUUUCUUCUGUGGACCAGCGGUGGCUCUGCUGCACCCAUGGAGUGCCACUUCAGCUCCAGAGCUCUGUGUGUGUACGAGGGGAGGCACUACUCACUGGGUGAAACCUGGAUGGACGACGCUUGCAUGCAAUGCACCUGUCUGCACCCUGUUGGGGUCGGUUGCUGCGAGACAGUGCAUCGGCCGGUGGAUUUCCCCGCAUGGUGUGAAGUGCAGGUGGAGCCAGUGACCUGCAAAGUGUCUCUCGUCCAGUCAGCUGACCCCCGCCUGACCUGCUCCCCGGGUGAUGCGAACAAGGACCCGAGUCAUGGUUCGCUUCACCUGCAGCAGCAUCUCGAGGGCUAGAACGCAACUAUCACCGAGCAACUCUGCCGCCACUCUGCCUGCCCAUGGAGCCGAUACUCACUACAGUUAGAUAUCCAUAACCAUUACUCAUCUUCAGUAUAUGAAUUAUUCAUAUAGGGAAUAUGAUGCUUAGCAAUUUUUAAGCAAAUGUGCAGCAAUUUACACAAAAUAAUUUGAAGUCUUAACAGAUGUAGAAAAUGUAGGUGCCUGCCUGCUUUAGAAGCAUUUCAAUUUCUAUUUACGCUUUAAUCAGUUAGCAACUUCUCUAAUCACAGCUCAGCUUAUUAAACUCCUUUUAAGUUUACAGGAUUUUAAAAUGCUAAAUAACAUCCAACUUUUAAGUGUUUUUUUUGUAAAGGUCCUGAUAUUAAUCCAACUACUAUCUUUAAUUAACCCACUAAUGACCUUCUGUAAAUAUAUAUGUACUUUAAUAUAAAUGUCUGUUCAGUUUGACCUGUUUGCUGCUGUAACUCAUUUAACCUCCAAAUAAAAGUGUUGUUUACAUGAAGAAAUGACAGAAUAUGAGAAAUUAAAGUCACACUUUUAAUUUUCUCUUACAUCUUGGCUGAGCAUUUUGCUCCAGAUGAAAGAAAAAAAAGAGGUACACAAAAAACAACUAUAGAAGAAAUUGUAGUUUCCAUAAAAUGAGAAGGAACGAGUUUGCAAACAAAUAAAAGAGUCAAAAAUUAAAUAAAUACAUGAAUGCACUGUCUAAAUAAACAGCAGUUUGCAUACUUUUCAUGGUUUCCACCA
This is a messenger RNA of Oreochromis niloticus (Nile tilapia), 1475 nucleotides long. It is a transcript of the gene msmp1, whose product is annotated as microseminoprotein, prostate associated 1. The record is from RefSeq and is a predicted model, not a curated record. Gene Ontology annotation, cellular component: cytoplasm. Lineage: Eukaryota; Metazoa; Chordata; Actinopteri; Cichliformes; Cichlidae. The transcript has 4 exons. Bases 330 to 722 code for a protein of 130 amino acids.